Messenger RNA from Durio zibethinus, 2443 nucleotides. Its product is annotated as cyclin-D1-1-like. Lineage: Eukaryota; Viridiplantae; Streptophyta; Magnoliopsida; Malvales; Malvaceae. The record is from RefSeq and is a predicted model, not a curated record.
GCCUGUUGGUUUACAGGAACCCUACAAAAGUCCCAGGCUGUCCCCAUCCAGCAGCAGCAACACCCAAUCCAAUCCGUCGCUCAAACUCUUCCCUAAUAACCUUCCACACCUAUUAGCCUAGUAGUAACAAAAACCCAAAUAAUCUUUAGCUUUUCACUCUUUUAAUCCUUCCAAGUCCUACUGCUCCUCAUUUCUGAAAACUCCAACGAAUAAAAUUUUUUCAGUAUCCCUCUCAAAAUGGAAGUCCGUUAUCCCGGCAAAAUCUUACCCCCCGAACAAACCCAAAAUAAGAAAUACAAAAUUAAAAACAAACAAAAACAGAAAAAAUAAAGAAUAACCUCACAUGUUUAUAUCCGAAUACGACUAUCAAUAACUACAAACCAAAUCUCCAAACCCAAACCCAUUUCUCUUCCUCUUCCUCUUCCUCUUCCUCUUCUCCUCCUCCAUAUUAUACGCACACGCAGACGCGCACCCAUUUUUUGAAACGUCUCCGUCGCUUUGUUUCGUCGAAGAUUACUAAUCAACGGUAGAUAUGGAGAGAGAAUGAGGAGGAAUCAACGGCUACGAUUGCUGUCUUCGUCGGUAUCUCAAAACCAUUAUCAAUAUGUCCGAUCACUUCACGGACUUACUAUGCGGUGAAGAUUCCGACGAUGUAUUCUCCGGCGAGUCGCCGGCAUGUUCGUCUGAGCUGGACUCUCCGGCGUCGUGCAUCGAAGAAUCUUCCAUCGCUGGCCUUAUUGAAGAGGAAAGGAACUUCGUCCCCGGAUUCGAUUACCUGGCUCGGUUUCAGUCCCAGACUCUUGAUGCAUCUGCUCGAGAAGAAUCUGUUGCAUGGAUUCUCAAGGUACAAGCAUACUAUAAUUUCCAGCCUUUGACGGCGUAUCUUUCCGUUAACUACAUGGAUCGGUUUCUGUAUUCCUGCAGCUUGCCGCAAACUAGUGGGUGGUCAUUGCAACUUCUAUCCGUGGCUUGCUUGUCGUUAGCGGCCAAGAUGGAGGAACCUCUUGUUCCAUCUCUUUUAGAUCUUCAGGUAGAGAGCGCCAAAUAUAUUUUUGAACCAAAAACAGUUCGCAGAAUGGAACUGCUUGUGCUGACGGUUUUGGAUUGGAGGCUGCGAUCAGUAACACCAUUCAGUUUUGUUGGUUUCUUUGCAUGCAAGCUCGAUCCAACAGGAACUUUUUUCGGGUUUCUGAUUUCAAGGGCAACGAAUAUCAUUUUAUCGAAUAUCAAAGAGGCCAGCUUUCUAGAGUAUUGGCCGUCAAGCAUUGCGGCUGCAGCAAUACUUUGUGCAGCCAAUGAAAUGCCAAAGUUGCCUCUUGUUAAUCCUGAACAUGUUGGGUCAUGGUGUGAUGGACUAAGCAAAGAGAAAAUCCUUAGCUGCUACAGGUUAAUGCAAGAACUGGUGCUUGACAAUGCCAGGAGGAAACCACCCAAGAUCUUACCGCAGCUUCGAGUAACGAUCCGGCCCACAAUGAGGUCCAGUGACUCAUCCUCCUCCUCAUCUUCUUAUAAAAGGAGAAAACUAAAUAACUGCUUGUGGGUAGAUGAUGACAAAGGAAACUCCGAGUAAGGGGAGGAGGGAAAUAAGCAAGAAAUGGUGGAGAAAAAAAAAAAAGAAAAAAAAUGGUAGCCCAAGUUGUCUAGAAACCUCAACAUUUUUUCUGGAGGGCUUUGAGAGUAAAUUGACAUGAGUGAUGUAGAUAAUAUGGUGUAUAUACGUAUGUAUGAAGGAGUUUGGAGAUUUAUUAAUUUUUUUCGUUGGUGGGCAUUGUCAUUCAUUAAUGGCUUUGCAGAUUCCCAAGGGAGUGGGAAUUUGUUACAUAAAUAUUAGGAAAAAAAGGCUUUGUUUAAUAUAUAGUGGGAGUCAUGAAGCGCGAAAGAAGUGGGGGGUUAUUAUUAUUGAAUGAAAGGGGUCCCCCUAGGCAAAGGGGUUAGACGGAAAGAAGGGGAGAAAAUUCUAACAGAGACGGGGAGAUUGUCGGAUUUAGGGAUUGAAUGUUGGUUGAAGUUUGAGCAUCGCGAUGACGUGGAUUAGAGUCAAAGCUUUCCCAUCUAUCUAGGCUACUCUCGUUGCUUCAACAUCCCUCUCUCUCUCUUCAGUAUUUGACAAUGCACAAAUACAAACAUAAAAAAGGAACAAUAAAUAUGGCUCCUUUUUUUUUAUUAUUAGUAUUAAGAGUGGUUUGCGUGCACACGCAUUUGGCAUGUGUGGCAGGCAAGUGUGUAUGUGUGCUUUUCUGGCGGGAAAUGCCUCUUCCUCUUAGUCUACUGGUGUUCAUGCGUGUGAUGGUGACACGUGUGAAUUUGUUUUUUAGUCGCUUUUUUUAUAUUUUUUCCAUUUCCUUAAAGGGGAAAAAGGAAAACUUCUUUCACGGCCAUCGUUUGGCAUAACAUAUACGAAGGUCUGUGGGGCCUUUCAAGCGUGUUGUAUUUGAUUCGUGAA